Boleophthalmus pectinirostris (great blue-spotted mudskipper) is the source of this 1992-nucleotide messenger RNA. RefSeq names its product fibronectin leucine rich transmembrane protein 1a (gene flrt1a). The record is from RefSeq and is a predicted model, not a curated record. Gene Ontology annotation, molecular function: protein binding. The transcript has a single exon. Lineage: Eukaryota; Metazoa; Chordata; Actinopteri; Gobiiformes; Gobiidae. Bases 1 to 1992 code for a protein of 663 amino acids.
AUGGCCUCUGGAGGUGUGGCAGUACUCCAGGUCCUUCUGUGUGUGGCUCUGCACUCGGCCACAGCCACUAUACAAGGAUACAUUGGAGACAGGGACAUUUGCCCCUCUGUGUGCAGAUGUGAUGAAGACUUUAUUUACUGUAAUGACCGCGGGUUGAGCUCUAUCCCCUCACUGCCUCCCACUGCCUCAGUGCUUUACCUUCAGAAUAACCAGAUCAAUAACCCUGGCCUCCCCACUUCUCUGGAGCACCACCUGGCCGUGCGCGUGGUCUACCUCUAUGACAAUGAACUGGAUGAGUUCCCUUUACACCUGCCCCCUUCUGUUCGAGAGCUGCAUCUGCAGGAUAACAACAUCCGCACCAUCCCUCGCAGUGCUCUGGCCCGGAUGCCUUUACUAGAGAAGCUCCAUCUGGACGAUAACUCCAUUUCCACUGUUAGCAUUGAGGACCAAGCCUUUGCAGACAACCCCCGUCUACGGCUGCUCUUUCUGUCCCGUAACCACUUAUCCAGCAUUCCCUCUGGACUGCCUGCCUCUUUAGAGGAGCUCCGACUGGAUGACAACCGCAUCUCUACAAUUCCAACCCACGCUUUCCGGGGCCUGGCUUCACUCCGAUGUUUAGUUCUUGAUGGGAAUCUCUUAGCAAACCAGCGCAUUGCAGAUGACACGUUCUCUCGCCUCUCCAAUCUGACGGAGUUGUCCUUGGUGCGUAAUUCUCUUCAGACUCCUCCUGUGAACCUGCCCAGCUCGCACCUCCAGCGCCUGUCCCUGCAGGAGAAUGCCAUGAUCCACAUCCCACGCGGAUCCCUGGACGGUAUGCAUAGACUACAGAGGCUGGACUUGUCUGGGAACAACCUGACCACUCUGCCUAGAGGCCUCUUCAAAGACCUGGACAGCCUGGCGCAGCUACUGGUGCGGGGGAACCCGUGGCACUGCGGGUGUAACCUGCGCUGGCUGUAUGACUGGCUCAAGGCCCGUGGCAACGGCAUUACUGUGAGGGGCCUGACCUGCAUGACGCCUGACCGUGUGCGGGACACACCCCUCAUGGACCUGGGCAGCGAGAUGGAGGAAUGUGAGGUCAUCAGGGCUCCAGACAGAACAAACAGAGUUCAAACAGGCAUGGAUAUCUCCACCACCCAAACCCCUCCACAGGGCUCUCUGUUCACCCUGCGCUCCAACAAGAGAGGCCCGGUGCUGCCUGACAUGGACUACACUCUGAGCAGCAGUGGAGUGGGCAAGAGCUUGGCUCUUAAUGUGAAGCCUCUGUCCCACAACAGCGUGCGUGUGACCUGGAGCGUGGCCCAGCCCAGCUCCUCCUUCAGGCUCAGCUGGCUUCGACUUGGCAAUGAGAAUAACCGUGGCUCCAUCACAGAGACCCUGGUGAGAGGUGACAGGCGUGAGUACCUGCUCACAGCCCUGCAGCCACGCUCCAGUUACAUCAUCUGCAUGGUCCCACUGCCUGCAGAAAGCAAAGGAGGAAUACCCACAGAGUCUGAUGAAGCUCUGGUGUGUGCCAAAGCUGAAACCUCUGAUCUCAGCUCACUGGAAGAAGAGGAGGAUGAUGAGUCUCAACAGAUGGUAAAUCUACCUUUAGCAGGAAUCAUUGGUGGUGCCUCUGCGAUUGUAUCUCUGGCUCUUAUAUUUGGUUUCUUCUGCUGGUAUGGCCAUAGGACUGGACAUUUAUGCUCCCGUGACCAUUACACUAGAAACAGCUCUAGAAAAAGCAAGACCUAUGAUGAUUACAUUGAAUCUGGCACAAAAAAGGACAACACUAUUUUGGAAAUCCGAGGUCCGGGAUUUCAGAUGACGCCAAUGGCCGCUUGCCCACCGAUGCAGCCUAAACCACUACGAGAGGAUUACAUCAUUCACACCAUUUUCCCAUCCAACGGCACUGGCCUAUAUAAAGGUGCCAACAGUGUCUCCAAUUCAGGACAUGGCACCAACAGGGGCUAUAGAGAAGGGGGGAUCCCAGACAUUGACUACUGUUACACAUGA